GACCCACGAAUCGGCCCGGCAGUCGCUUGCACCAUGUCUGGCUCCUCCAGCGUCGCCGCUAUGAAGAAAGUGGUUCAGCAGCUCCGGCUGGAGGCCAGACUCAACCGCGUAAAAGUUUCCCAGGCAGCUGCAGACUUGAAACAAUUCUGUCUGCAGAAUGCUCAACAUGACCCUCUGCUCACUGGAGUAUCUUCAAGUACAAAUCCCUUCAGACCCCAGAAAGUCUGUUCCUUUUUGUAGAAAAAUGAAUCUUUCAAAGGUUUCCCAAACGACUCCUUAUGAUCCAGUGAAUAUUCAAGAGAGCUACAUUUGAAGCCUGUACAAAAGCUUAUCCCUGUAACACAUGUGCCAUAAUAUACAAACUUCUACUUUUGUCAGUCCUUAACAUCUACCUCUCUGAAUUUUCAUGAAUUUCUAUUUCACAAGGGUAAUUGUUUUAUAUACACUGGCAGCAGCAUACAAUAAAACUUAGUAUGAAA
Symphalangus syndactylus (siamang) is the source of this 479-nucleotide messenger RNA. Its product is annotated as guanine nucleotide-binding protein G(I)/G(S)/G(O) subunit gamma-5. The record is from RefSeq and is a predicted model, not a curated record. Lineage: Eukaryota; Metazoa; Chordata; Mammalia; Primates; Hylobatidae. Gene Ontology annotation, biological process: G protein-coupled receptor signaling pathway. Gene Ontology annotation, cellular component: heterotrimeric G-protein complex. Gene Ontology annotation, molecular function: G-protein beta-subunit binding.